AUGAGCUCUAACAGCAAUCGUGAUACCAGUAUCUACGUGGGGAACAUUGAUCCCAAAGUUACUAAAGCCCAACUCUAUGAGUUAUUUGUACAAAUAAGUCCCAUUCGCAGGAUCAGGUAUCCUAAGGAUAAAGUCCUACAGAUUCAUCAAGGAUAUGCAUUUGUAGAGUUUUACAGUGUGGAAGAUGUACAGUAUGUCUUACGUGUCAUGAAUAAUGUUGUUUCCUUAUAUGAUAGGACUCUAAGAAUACGAAGAGUCAACGGCCCCGGCACCAAUAAUUCCGUAAAUGCCAAAGAAUUAUCGCUUCUGCCGUUAGCUAAGGUGUUUGUUAAGAAUGUGGAUGAGUCGAUCGAUAACGUACACCUUUCAAAAAUCUUUGGAAAAUUUGGUCCCCUAGCAAGUCUACCAGAAAUCUUCUAUUUAUCCCAUGGUCAAUUAAGAUGUGCAUUUGUAUAUUUCAGAGAUUACACACAUUCUGAUGCUGCUAUCAAGUCUUUGGAUAACCAAUUGGUGGUAAAUAGACGAAUAAAUUUGGAUUAUGCAAUUAAGGAAAAUAGUCAACAAAAUUCUAAAUACGGGAGUGAUGUGGAUAGAUUGUUGAACAAAGAAGCUCUUAACCAUGAGAUGCUAUGA
Zygosaccharomyces rouxii is the source of this 633-nucleotide messenger RNA. It is a transcript of the gene HSH49, whose product is annotated as U2 snRNP complex subunit HSH49. Gene Ontology annotation, cellular component: nucleolus; U12-type spliceosomal complex. Gene Ontology annotation, biological process: positive regulation of mRNA splicing, via spliceosome. Gene Ontology annotation, molecular function: RNA binding. NCBI's taxonomy places the organism in Eukaryota, Fungi, Ascomycota, Saccharomycetes, Saccharomycetales, Saccharomycetaceae. The record is from RefSeq and is a predicted model, not a curated record. The transcript has a single exon. The coding region runs from base 1 to 633 and encodes 210 amino acids.